AUUACAUAAUGUGGCGCUACAGAGCUGAAAGUUUUAGAUUAUAUUUUCUGUAAUGCUCAGUACCUGUUGCUUUGUUCGUGAUACUAAUAACGUGACAAAGUUAAAUAUCUGGAUUGUUUGGUUUUAUGAAUAUAUUCCCACAUUUUAAGAGGUAUUAGUUUGUGAAAUGGACAUUUCAGCAACCCCACAAACUAGAAAUUUAUCUGAAGGUGGUGUCCAAACUCCUUUUAACAAAACGUGAUCGUCUCUUUCUGUAGUGAUAUGAAGCUCAUAAAGUUAGCUAAAUGUGCUUGUCUAGGUACUCUUUAGUAGAGGGUGGAGAAAUAAUAGCGUUAUCCCGUUUGAGGUGAAGCAAAUUUUACAGAUUCUGGUAUCAAAGUUGCUCUAAUAAUCACUUUCAGCAUCUUGUUUCUAUGUAAAGUCCCAUUUAGAUAGAACGGAGCGGAAGUUUCGCCCACAUUUCAUGCAGAGAAUCAUGGGGGAUAGGAAUAAGGUGGAUAAAAAUCCCUAAAAUGUCAAUGCACACUAAUUCAAAUUUUCAACAAAUUCCCCAGGUUUUCUUGUCUUAUUCCCAAACACCGAAAAAAUACAUUCCUCAUUUGUCCAUCAAACUGAAAAAAAUCCCCCAAACAUCCCAACAAUUUCCAAAAGACCCCGUCCCAGAGUCCCCAAAAAAGUACAAAUACAUUACCCAUAAUUUGUUUUUUCAUAUACAGGAAGGAUAGCUAACAUUUUGACAUCACAGACAAUGAACUCCUAGGCCAUGCAGUUGAGGAAGCACUUGGUGGAAAUGGAGUUUAAAGCGCUGUAGCCUUUGGUGUGCAGGGUGGAGCACAUCUCCCUGCCACAGCAGAUGGCGACCAGUCAUCGGAGCAAGGGAAUUUGACACAGACCCCAUGGUUGACCCUUCCUAGGACCGUCCAGGAGGGCAGUUGUGACAUAGCCACAAAAUUUAGGGUGGGGUUAGCUAAUGUUUGAUUUAGGGAUUUAUAUGGGGAAAAAACCCUUGCAAGGUUAGAUCCUUAGCUUUCCUACCUGAGUUUCUUUUUUUCUUUUUUGUUAAGCUUACAACAACCUACAGUAUACAAAACAAAAUUGACUUGGAGAAUUUUUAAACCAUCCAUUCAUCCGUUUUCUUCCGCUCGGGUCGGGUCGCGGUGGCAGCAGGUUAAGCAAGUCAACCCAGACAUCUCUCUCCCCAGCAACAUUUUCCAACUCAUCCUGGGAGAUUCCAAGGCAUUCCCAGCCCAGAUGAGAUACACAAUCCCUCCACCAAGUUCUGGGUCUACCCUGGGGUCUUCUUUCAGUUGAAUGUGCCUGGAAGACCUCCACAGGGAUGUGACCAGGGGGCAUCCUGAUCAGAUCCUGAACCAUCUCAACUGGGUCCUUUGAACGUGAAGGAGCAGCGGUUGUACUUCGAGAUACUUCCGGAUGUCUGAGCUCCUCACCCUACAGCUGAGCCCAGCCACCCUCCUGAGGAAUCCCAUUUCAAUCCCUUGAACCUGCGAUCUUGUUCUUUCCACCAUUACCCAGAGUUCAAGACCACCGGUGAGGGUUGGAACAAAGAUCGACCAUUAAAUUGAGAGUUUUGCCUGCUGGCUCAGCUCCCUCUUCACCACAACGGUGCGGUACUACGUCUGCAAUACCACAGAUGCUGCACCAAUCGACUUUCAAACGAAGUGGACUUCAGUUUUGGUUCAGGGUGGAUUAAGAGAUUGGAAUUGAAGAUAGCUGCAACCCCACCACCUCAUCUAGCGUCUCGUAGUAUUUGAGUAUCAGUAUGACUGAGUUAAUUCAUUUAAAACUAGAUCAAAAUUACAAUUUCAGCUGAAAUUGCAUGCGGAUGCUGAGAGCUGAAGAGCUUGUGGAAGAACUGCUGAAAAUAGCCAAAAGCACAAAAUAGCUGAAAAUAGCAUAAAAUAGCAUAAAAUGCCAUAAAAGUAGCUGCAAAUUGCAUUCAGUAGAUCAAAAAAGGAUAAAAUAGGUGAAAGUGCACUCAAAAUAGCUUAAAAUAGCAUAAAAAUAGCAUAAAAUAGAAUAAAAUGCCAUAAAAAUAGCUGAAAAUAGCAUAAAAAUAGCUAUAUAUUAAAAAUGAGAAAAGUUAGAAAUGAGAAAAGUCAUAGCAGUCGAGUGAUGAAGAAACUGAAUUUUUUAAAGUUUAAAUGGUGUUGAUACGACAAAGUACGAGGGAGGAGAUAGCCGGCACGGAAGAAUAAUAAUAAUCAAAAUGGCUGACGCGAAUAUCAAAAAUGUGGAGGCUCAGCAUCAGCACUAAUAACAUUUCCAUCCUGAUGUUGCCACCAUUUUCUGGUAUCAGCUCAUUUAUUGUGACAGCCGGACCAGCCUCCACUUCCUGUUUGAAAGAAGUGGAGGCAGAAAUGUAGACUGGAGACCAGUCUCUCAUUCCUCUCCUGUUCCAGUUAAGUGUCCACUUUUCCAUCUUUGCCAUGUUGGAGUGUGAUCCUUACAGCAUCUCUCAGAAAAGGGCGAAAACAGGAUGCAGAAGUUGAAUGUGCGCAUUUUCUACGAGGUUAAAUUUGUUUUUUCUUUUGUUCAACCAAAUUAUGUAAGAGCUUGUUUUUCUGUUGGGGUGACUCGUCUUCCUGUUGGCUGAGUCAGCGAUAUUUCCGAGCUCUAGAAUGUUGAUCCCCGGAUUAAAGAGCAGACAAAAGAGAGCGGCCCCCGUCACAGCAACAGCGGGUCGAAUUGUUCCAGACAAUAAUACCACGUCCACCGUCUUUAUCACUGGACAGAGCCAUCAACACCGAGUCCAUCAACACCGAGUCCAUCUAUUCCGAGCCCCUCCUCACUGUAAUCACACCGAGACCAUCAAAACAGAACCGUCAACAUGGAGCCUGUCAAAACAGAGCCCCGCCCCUUGAUGACAGCACAGUUUAUCAACACUGGACCCCUCCUCUACGUGAUGACAGAACUGAGCUCGUACUCUUAGCGAUAACACAGCUCCACAACCAUCAGAAGUUUAGCGGAGUCUCACAUUAACCUACAGCUGACCAAUCAGUGCUAAAGAACCGGACUUCCUGCGGUCUGUCGGUUUGAUGGUCUUUGAGUUUCCUUCCACCAUGAUCCUGAAGACUCUCCUACUCUGCUUUGUCACCGUGCUCCUCUGUGCAGAUGCUGACGAUCGAUCCAGACUUUACAGGAAGCCUUCCUGCGGGGGAGCGAGCGUGGCUGAGGCAUGUCCUCUGAAUUAUUCCCCCGUGUGCGGCAGUGAUGGCGUGACAUAUCCAAACGAGUGUUCUCUGUGUGUCCACAGACUGGAGAAAAAUGCUGACAUCAUGGUGGUGGCGGAUGGACCCUGCUAAGGAUGACAUCAUCAGCCCUUGUUUACCUGUGUACCUGUCAGCUCACCAUAACUGCAGCCAUGUUUGAUAACGCUAACACAGUUAUAAAGGAGCUUUAUACAGAAAUCUGAUGGUUUAGAGACUUUUAUAUCCUAGGUGGGUUGUCGUUGUGGUUUCAUUGUUGUUGCUGUGUUUUAUAUUUUGUAAAAACAAAACAAAAAAAAAAAUAAAUG
Messenger RNA from Cheilinus undulatus (humphead wrasse), 3535 nucleotides. RefSeq names its product probable pancreatic secretory proteinase inhibitor. The record is from RefSeq and is a predicted model, not a curated record. Gene Ontology annotation, molecular function: protein binding; serine-type endopeptidase inhibitor activity. NCBI's taxonomy places the organism in Eukaryota, Metazoa, Chordata, Actinopteri, Labriformes, Labridae. Bases 3057 to 3323 code for a protein of 88 amino acids. The transcript is spliced from 4 exons.